CUAUAGAGUUCUUUUUUUAAAUGAAAUUUGACCCCAACCGUGCUGCAAAGUUAUUUGAAGCUCUAUGAUCUGGUAUAUGAAGGACUGAAUUGUAACUCUAACCAAGGGCAGUGGGUGUGACUGAACUCCUUGAGGUGACGGUGAGUUUCGGCAGCUGGAGGUUCACCUGCACCCUCUUUCUUAGGAGGAGCUUUGUUACUUGGUGUCCAGCCUCAGAGAAGCAGAUCGCACUUGGCCAGAAGGACUUACAAAGGGAGCCGUCCUCCUUGUGCCUGCCCAGAAGAUGCAUCAUCUGCAGUGGAGGGAGAAGCAAAGAAGCAGAGUCAGGAACUUUUUCCCUCACAAAAAAGAGCUAGGGAUCAGUCGUCAGGCUUGCUUACAUUAGUGGACAAAUGUUUACAAAUCACUUUCGUUCCCAGCACAGACUUGGAGUCGACUUGACUUAAAAGCAAAUCCUACACCAGCACUGGCUUGUUAUGUAACUUGGGGCAGCCCUUUAAACUCUCUCAGCCUCAGUCUCCCAUCCAAGUACUAACCGGGACCGACCCUGCUUAGCUUCUGGGAUCAGACGAGAUCGGGCGCAUUCAGGGUGGUAUGGCUGUAGAUAGCUUCAGUCUCCUUAUCUGGAAAAUGGGGACAAUAAUAACACUCUUGGGGUUAUGGUGAGGCUUGCAUGAGGUAAUUCGAGUAUGCCAAGUGCUCCGAGCUCUGCCUGUUACUCAGUAAUGUUAUGAGGUGGGAGGAAGAGGGAUACAGAGGGAGAGAAGAGGCCGUAAUGAUGAAGGGGCCAGGUAUAGGGUUUUGUCCCCACCCUUUUCCUCCACACUUUUCACCUUGAAGCUGCUGGGCCUCUCCUGCCCCAACCCCCCUCACUGCAUCUGGGAGUCCCCCUCACUGGCUGUGGACUGCAGAGCUGGGGCACUGAGGUGGGCAGCAGUGUCCUCUGCCCAGGAACCUUCUCUUUCUUUUUUCAAUUGAAUUAUAAUUGACAUCUAACACUGUGUAGUUGUAUAAUUGACAGCUAAUACGGUGUCUAGCAUAAUGAUUUGGUAUUUGUAUAUGUCGUGAAAUGACCACCACAGUAAGUUUAGUUAACAUCAUUAUGUCACCUAGUUUUUUUGUGUGUGUGUGAUAAGAACUUUUAAGAUCUACUCUCUUAGCAACUUUCCUUUUUUUUUCCCCACCCGGACCCCUCAACUUUCAAAAAAUAUAAUACAGUGUUGUUGACUAUAGUCACUAUGCUAUACAUUAUAUCCCCAGGUCUUAUUUACCUUAGAACUGGAAGUUUGUAUCUUUGGAGCCCCUUCACCCAUUUUGCCUACCCCUCACCCACCCAACCCCUGCCUCUGACAACCACUAAUCUAUUCUCUGUGUCUAUGAAUUUCUCUUUUUUUUUUUAAAUGAAGUUUCACGUGUAAAUGAUACCAUACAGUAUUUGUCCUCAGAUGUACCUGAGGGCAUUAUGGUCAGUGGACUAAGUCAAAGACAAAUACAGUACAUGUUUGUGUUAUCACAAAUGGUAAGAUUUCCUUCUAUUUAUGGCUAAAUAAUAUUCCACUCUGUGUGUAUAUACCUGUACACACACACACACACCACAUCUUCUUUACUCCUUCAUCUGUUAACGGACACAUAGGUUGUUUCAGAACUUCCUCUUUCUAGCAAGGCUGAUCCUCCCUCACCCCUGCUUAGGACCUUCCAUGACUUUCCAUUGUCUGCCUCCUUAGUGGCCACUCUUAGCCUCCAGGACCAUCCACAUUUAUCUUUCUUCUCCCUAAUUUCUCUACUCCAGCUCCAUGCUGCCCCCCAAUUCAAGUACUUGUUGCCACAAGGUAAGUGGCUUGGUUUCUGUGAUCGUUCUGUAAGGAGUGUCUCUGCCUACAGAAUCCCUGCCUGCCCUUCCAGGCUCCAUCACUCUGCAGUGGCAGAGGCCCUCUGGCUGCUGAGUGGACUGUGGUUAUGGGAGAACCAAGACAGGAGCGGGUGAUGGCUUUGGAGACAGUAGCCUCGCUUACAGAGAGAGUGUACACCAAACUUUCCAUCAGGCAGACUUCAGACUUCCUUUAAUUUGGCAGGUCUCAUAUUUCCCAGCCGCCUUCUCCAGUUUGCUUGUUUGUUCUCCAUUUUUUAUCCCAGGUUGCUGGGGGCUUCCCGUCAUCCUUCUCUCACUUCCAAUUCCCCCCAGCCUUCCCCUCAUCCCUGGUAUGUUUUUCUGAUCCAGAGGUUGUGGUCAAGCACAUUGGAAUUCCUAAAACAAUCCUGCUUCCACUGCUGAGGUGUCACAGAUUAUUUAUUAUUCUGAUGUGUGUGGAGUUAGAAUCAUAAAAAGUCAGUUUCCUGGGUGAUUUAUUGUAUUGGGGGCAGGAGCCAGGUUGUUUACCAUUUGAAGAAAUAGUUCUGGAAAAGGAUUGAAACUUUGGGGAGAAUUUAUGAUCAAACCUCAAGGGACUCUAAUUCAGAGUCAGGAGAGUAUUCUGCUUUCAUAGUCACCGAUGUCUUCUGGCCACCUAGGUCGAAUGAACGCCUCCUUGUUCUGCCCAUGGUUAGAAAUCACGCUGAACUAUCAGCUCCUUAUCAGUCCUUCCAGUUAGUUCAUCUUUGUCUUGAGUCUGAUUGGGAUGUCACAGAUCAUUUGAAGCGUCUCUGGUUCCAACUUUUCCACAAAAUGGUUUAGAAUUCGUUCUCUGUGAUGGAAGUGAGUAGAUAUCAGCUCCUGAUAUUAUGGAAAGCACACCUAGAUGUUUGUUGGAGCCCCGGGCCCAGUUUCUUCACUAAUAUGCUGAGAGGUGUUGCACAGAACAAUUAACUUCUAAGCCUCAGUUCCCUCAUCUGCCCAGUGAGGGAGUCGAACCAGAGACUUCCUUUGGUGGCAACCACUGCUAACAUCCCAUGAAGACACACCCAAGAUUGGACUCUAGAAUUCUCCAACGAAUUUUACAGACUUAUUGGAUGAAGAGUACCUGAGAGACUGGUGGUCAACAGUCCCUAAGAUGGAGAAGACGGAUGCCAAAGACCAGUCCUCUCAGGGGGAUGAAGAGAAAGACCCUCCAAAGAGCCACCCCUACUCCGUGGAGACCCCAUAUGGCUUCCACCUGGACCUGGACUUCCUCAAGUAUGUGGAUGACAUCGAAAAGGGAAACACCAUCAAAAGGAUUCCUAUCCACAGAAGGGCCAAGCAGGCCAAGUUCAGCACUUUGCCCCGAAACUUCAGCCUUCCCGACAGCGGGGCUCGCCCCCAUGCUGUUCUUUCCCAUCCGAACUGGUCCCCCAUGGUGUCGAGGAAAGUGCUGGGGACAGAGGCCCGAGCCCAGCCACUGUCCCUCGGGGAUCACCCCCAAGCCCCACAAGCCGCCAGCGGCAGUGAGGUGAGCUACCACCGGAAGGCCCUGCUGACGGAGACGGCCAGACAGCUGGAGGCUGCUGCUGCUCCCGGGGAGGCUGAGCUCACCUCCGGGAGUGGACGGCCCCAGCUUCUGAGAGCAUCCAGCAUGCCGGCCACGCUGCUGCAAACCAGGGCCUCGGAGGACCCAAGCCUAAACUCAGGACCCCCAACCCCGCCCGCCCUCCCCCCACUUCAGGGCGAAGGCGUUGUCUGUGAUGGUGCCUUUGGGCCCGCGGAAGGAUUUGCAGGGUUUUCCAAAUCCACUCCGCGAGCAGCAACCCAACGGGAAGUCAGAGAGUCUGGAGACCUAGUGCCAGGGAUUCCGGAGCUGAUCCGGGAGGGGCCUGAGCCUCCAGAAGGCGAAGAGGUUCCAAAUCACCUCUCUUUCCCGAGUCCACCUUUCUCGUCUCAGAAUGCACUUGUAGUUCUAGAGGAUGCAGAAGACCAACAGAAAAGCAGAGAAGCCCAGGUGGUGGUCACAACCCCUAGCUCUCCAACACCAAGCCCCCCACCUCUGCCGUCACCCAUGCCUGGAAAUGAGCUCCCCCUGGAAGAAAUCGAGCUCAACAUCAGCGAAAUCCCACCACCACCACCUGUAGAGGUGGACGUGAGAAGCAUCGGGAUCCGCGUCACAGAGGAAAGCCUGGGCCUUGACUCCCUGGAUCCUGGCAGUGUCUCCAGCCUGAAGCAGCAGAUCUCGGACCUUGAAGGCGAACUGUCUGGAAGAACUGAGGAACUGGCCCAGGUCAGAGCUGCCCUCCAGCGGCAGGAAGAGGAAAUCAAGGCGAGGGGGCAGAGGAUUCAAGAGCUAGAGUGCACUGUUGCUCAACUGGUAGAAAAGCUUAGCGGUGGGAACACCAAAGAUGCUCAGGGCCAGACUGAUGCUGUGGUCAACACUGACCCUCUGCAGGAGCUCUUGACCAGACAGUCGUGUGACAAGAGCAUUGGGGUCAGCCUUCUGGGCAGCAUGGGCUCUGAAAGCUGGGGAGCCAGGGGAGAGGGGAAUGGCCUCCUGUGGGGGUGGGAAAGUCACAAACGAGGGGAUGGGAGCCCAGCAGGACUUGUGUCACCACCCCAGCCAUCACUGCCACAGGGAUCUGAGACAGUCCUCAUGCCUUCUUUACACAGCUGCGUCUCUACUGAGCUCAGGAUCGAAGAGGGAGGUUCUGAGCAGGCAGGAGGUCCUUCGGUGGGAAUUAAGGGUCUGGGCCAGGGAGCAGGAGGAUCUCCAGGGAGUGGCGAGAGAGAGGCUCCCCCAGCGGGGAGGGAGGAGGCUGGCCCAGAGCUGUCGGGGAAGGAGCGCCCUGGAAGGCCACCAAGCUCCCCCACCGAUGCCACUAUUGGGCAGUACGUUAAGAAGAUCCAAGAACUCCUGCAGGAGCAGUGGAGCUGCCUGGAACACGGGUACCCUGAGCUGGCCCGUGCCAUCAAGCAGCCUGCCUCCAAGCUCAGCAGCAUCCAGAGCCAGCUACAGAGCUCCCUCAACCUGCUUCUGUCUGCCUACUCGGCCCAGGCUCCACCCCAGAAGGAGCCCCCAGGCCCCUCCUCCUCCCCACCGAUGGAGAUCUCCCCGUCGACCAGCCUUAAGUCCAUAAUGAAAAAGAAAGACUAUGGCUUCCGUGCAGGAGGUAAUGGGACCAAAAAGAACCUUCAGUUUGUUGGGGUUAACGGUGGCUAUGAGACCACCUCAAGUGAGGAGACCAGUGGUGAGGACAGCUCCCCAGAAGACUUGUCUGAUAGCGAGGCUGAGAAGAAAUGUGAUGGCCCAGAACCCAGGCUGGGCAAGGAUGCCCACCUCAGCUGUAGGGUGGGCCAGGGCACCCCUGAGGCCACCCGUGACACAGACCAGGAAACUGGGCCUGGCGAAGAGCUCCCCCAUCCCAAGACUGAGAGAUAUAAACCCUCAGAAGAAUUCCUUAAUGCAUGCCGGGCAUUGAGCCAACAUCUGCCAGAAACUGGGACGACCACUGACCAGCUCUUGAAGCAAAGCUUGAACACCAUCAGUCAAGAGUGGUUCCGCAUCUCCAGCCGGAAGUCAUCCAGCCCUGCGGCAGUGGCCGCCUACCUCCGCGGGGUCCAGCCUCACUCCCCACACUUGCUAAAGCUGCUUGUCAAUCUGGCUGAUGGCAAUGGGAACACAGCUCUUCACUACAGCGUGUCCCACUCUAACUUCUCCAUCGUGAAGCUGCUGUUGGAGACAGGUGUCUGCAACGUGGACUAUCAGAACAAAGCCGGCUACACUGCUGUGAUGAUCACUCCCCUGGCUUCUGCUGAGACCGAUGAAGACAUGGCUGUCGUCUGGAAGCUCUUAAGAGAAGGGAAUGUGAACAUCCAAGCUACUCAGGGGGGCCAGACGGCGCUGAUGCUGGGAGUCAGCCACGACAGGGAGGACAUGGUCCAGGCGCUGCUGAGCUGCCAGGCAGAUGUCAACCUACAGGACCAUGAUGGAUCGUCAGCCCUCAUGCUGGCCUGUCGCCAUGGCAACACUGACAUGGUACGGCUGCUCCUGGCACAUCCAGCCUGCGACAGCAGCCUGACUGACAAGGCUGGCCGAACGGCUUUGUCCAUCGCUCUGAAAUCGCCCGCCCAUGUGGAAAUUGCAGGGCUGCUUCGGGCCCACUCGAAGCAGGGCAGGCCCCUGGGGCCAUAGGGGCUGUGGAAGAGCUGGCAGCUAUCAACAGAAGAAGCAUUGUUUGGACUCUUCCCUCGUGGAGAGGGCAUGGGUCAUAGCCAGAGGGCUGCGCCUGAAAAGAAGAAACAAUGCCAAAUAUGCACAUACAUUCCUGUUGUAUAAUUUUGCUCAUUAGGAUGCUUUGUAGUUUUUGCCUUAGGCCAAGCCCCAAAACUCUGGGCUGUAGAGGGGUGCAAGGUGCAGGGUGCAUUGGUGUCGGCUAAAAAAAUUCCCAAACAUCUUCAGCCUCGAAUUCCUCAUGACUCUACCCUUUGCCACACCGUGUAGUGAGCAGGCAGGCAGGAGCACAGUAGCAAAGCAAUACUUUUUACAUGGAAUUUUAAAGUGCACCGUCUUUUUGUUUUUUAAUCAAUUAUAUGUGAAGAUGUCCCAUUGGACUUGCAUGUCUAGAGAAGAGGGGUGGGGAAGGGGUGGGAUUUAAGCAGCUGCCCUGGCAGUCAUUCUCUGGAGGACCUAAGGAGAAUCACUGUGCAGGCCGGUGAAACUGAACAAAUCCCACUGGGGCCUCUGUUUAGUUGGGGUUGACAGAGAAAUCUUAAAUUCAGAUGAGGUAGGAAGAAGCACAUUGGUGUCAGUGCCAGAUACACAGUCUUGACCAUUUCCAAGUCAUCAGGUGGCUCCACUUUGCUCCAGGGAAAUUGAAAUUAAAUAGAAAAUUAUCCAAACUAAUGAAGCACAUCACGUGUAUUUAGGCAGAGCCCAGUUACAUAAGCUCUUCUAAAUCUGUGAAAGAAACAAAUGAAUCAGAGUGAGCAUCCUUCUCAGGGUAGGUUCAUGUCAUCUAGAAGCCACCUUUUUCUUCAUAGUAGUAUCCUUGGUGGUUUAGUUGCUAAGUCCUGUCCAACUCGUGACCCCAUGGGCUGUAGCCCACCAGGCUCCUCUGUCGUUGGUCCAUGGGUUUUCCUAGGCAAGAAUACUGGCGUGGGUAGCCAUUUCUUUCUCCAAGGAUCUUCCUUACCCAGAGAUUGAACCGAGGUCUCCUGCAUUACAGGCAGAUUCUUCACCCACUGAGCCACCUGGGAAGCAGCAGUACCCAUGGCCCUCACAGUAAUCCUGGAUCAUUUCCACUCCACCUUUAUGAGCAGACUAUGAGCCCUCAUGAGGUUCUGAGGUUUCCAAGGCUCCUGGAUGCAGAACCUGCCAGCGUGGGCUGCAGCAGGAAUGUGGAGGCUGGGCCCAGUAGGGCCUGUUCUGCACAGACAUAGAUCUCUUCUGAAAAGCUCCUUCUUAGACUUCCACAAUCCCAGGGGCCACCGUGUGCAUGGCUUUAUCUAUAAAUUUGUUCUUUUUAAAAAAAUCUCUCAUGCAAAAAAACCCCUCUUGUAUAAAAAGGAAAGACAUCAUAGUUGGGUGAGCCUCACACUGGCAACUCAAAAGCUUGAGUUCUCAUCUGAUUCAGAUACAAAUUUGCUUAAUGCCCCUUGAGUGAGUCAUGGUCCCGCUUUCAUCAUCUCUAAAAACGGAAGUUAUCAUACAACAUCAUACAACCUAACUCCUGGGGGUGCUGGGCAAGGAACAGCCGAUGGAAGUCUUAGAGUCCAAUUUGUAAUCCAUGAAGACUGUCUACACAAAUGGCACAGCAAACGUCAGUACAACUUGUGAUUCAAAAGAGAGGCUCAGAAGUCCUAGAGCAGGACUCUGAUAUGUGACAGUGUUGCUCAGAGAGAAUGAAGCAAAGUAUGAUCUAAAAUGCUUUAAAUGGGUUUGUUUUGACCUCAAAGCGCAUUUUAAGAGCAGAACCCUACAUUAAUAAUGUGCUAGCCCAGUUCUUCUCAAACUUUGAUAUGCGUACAAAUCACCUGGAGAUCUUAUUAGAGCUCAGUCAGUCUGGGAGGGAAGGGGGCUGGAGAGUCUACAUUUCUAACCAGUUCUCAGGGGACACUGACACUGCUGGGCCACACCACACCUGGGACAGCAAGACUCUGGCCUAUCCUGACUGUUUAUAUAUUAAAAUGCUGCCUCUCAA
This is a messenger RNA of Cervus elaphus (red deer), 8037 nucleotides long. It is a transcript of the gene KANK4, whose product is annotated as KN motif and ankyrin repeat domains 4. NCBI's taxonomy places the organism in Eukaryota, Metazoa, Chordata, Mammalia, Artiodactyla, Cervidae. The record is from RefSeq and is a predicted model, not a curated record. Bases 2988 to 6029 code for a protein of 1013 amino acids. Gene Ontology annotation, cellular component: cytoplasm; cytoskeleton. Gene Ontology annotation, molecular function: protein binding. The transcript has 10 exons. Gene Ontology annotation, biological process: negative regulation of actin filament polymerization.